Molecule: messenger RNA, 660 nt
Organism: Cucurbita pepo subsp. pepo (vegetable marrow)
Lineage: Eukaryota; Viridiplantae; Streptophyta; Magnoliopsida; Cucurbitales; Cucurbitaceae
Source: RefSeq, a predicted model, not a curated record
AUGAUGAAUGCAAAUUUUGCAAGGAGGGAGCUCAUAACAAUACUCAGCAUCGAUGGCGGUGGCAUCAAAGGCAUCAUCCCCGGAACUGUUCUCGCCUUUCUCGAAUCCAAACUUCAGGUAGAGACGUUGACCAAUGUUGUCAUUCCGGCUUUCGACAUCAAGAUUCUCCAACCGGUCAUCUUCAACACCCAUGAUGCAAAAGUAAAUGCAUUGAAGAAUCCGAGGCUGGCGGAUGUGUGCUUGGCCACUUCGGCAGCGCCCAUAUUCUUGCCAGUCCAUUUCUUUGAGACCAAGGACGAUGUAGCAAACACCACUCGUACUUACGACCUCAUUGAUGGUGCCAUUGCCAUUAAUAAUCCUACUUUAAAAUUUGAUUACCACGUUUCCACCCUUUUUCGAUCUCCAAAUCUUCAUCAAAACUAUCUUCGUAUUCAGGAUGACUCGUUAACCGGCGAUACCGCAUCGGUGGAUAUAGCGACUCCACAAAAUUUAAUAAAGCUUGUGAAGAUUGGGGAGGAGUUAAUAAAGAAACCCGUGUCAAGGGUUAAUUUAGAAACAGGAAGAUAUGAGACUGUUGAUGGAGAAGGUAGCAAUGAGGAAGCUCUCACCAAGUUUGCCAAAUUGCUCCAUCAAGAACGAAAGUUAAGACUAAGUGGCUAG